Molecule: messenger RNA, 5287 nt
Organism: Canis lupus familiaris (dog)
Lineage: Eukaryota; Metazoa; Chordata; Mammalia; Carnivora; Canidae
Gene: SLC5A7
Product: solute carrier family 5 member 7
Exons: 8
Coding region: 180-1919 (579 amino acids)
Biological process (GO): choline transport; transmembrane transport; neuromuscular synaptic transmission
Cellular component (GO): synapse; plasma membrane; axon
Molecular function (GO): choline:sodium symporter activity
Source: RefSeq, a predicted model, not a curated record
AGUGUCAUAUGUGAUUUCAAUGUGUUUUUUCUGUAAGUGGCACAGGAUCUCUCAGGAGCCAGCUGGUUUAUUCCCAGCUGCCUACGCAUGCUUGACUGGUUUAUAAUGCAUUACUGUAUUUUCUUCAGAGAUCUUAAUGAAGUAGCUAGCUGUGGAAGAAUCUGGACCCCAAAAUAAAAAUGACUUUCCAUGUGGAAGGCCUGAUAGCUAUCAUCGUAUUCUACCUUCUAAUAUUACUGGUUGGAAUAUGGGCUGCCUGGAGAACCAAAAACAGCGGCAGCUCAGAAGAGCGCAGCGAGGCCAUCAUAGUUGGUGGCCGAGACAUUGGUCUGCUGGUGGGUGCAUUUACCAUGACAGCCACCUGGGUCGGAGGAGGUUACAUCAAUGGGACAGCUGAAGCAGUGUAUGUACCAGAUUAUGGUCUAGCUUGGGCUCAGGCACCAAUUGGAUAUUCUCUUAGUCUGAUUUUAGGUGGUUUGUUCUUUGCAAAGCCUAUGCGUUCCAAGGGAUAUGUGACCAUGUUAGACCCGUUUCAACAGAUCUAUGGAAAACGCAUGGGUGGGCUCCUAUUUAUUCCCGCUCUAAUGGGAGAAAUGUUUUGGGCUGCAGCCAUUUUCUCUGCCUUAGGAGCCACCAUCAGUGUGAUCAUUAGUGCCAACGUGCAAGCUUCUGUCAUCGUCUCUGCAUUGAUUGCCACUCUGUAUACACUAGUGGGUGGUCUCUACUCUGUGGCUUACACGGAUGUAGUUCAGCUUUUCUGCAUCUUCAUAGGCCUGUGGAUCAGCGUCCCUUUUGCCCUGUCACAUUCUGCAGUUACUGACAUUGGGUACACUGCUCUGCAUACCAAGUACCAAAAGCCUUGGCUGGGGACCAUUGAAUCAUUUGAAGUCUACACUUGGCUUGAUAGUUUUCUGCUGUUGAUGCUGGGUGGAAUCCCAUGGCAAGCCUACUUCCAAAGGGUCCUCUCUUCAUCCUCAGCCACCUAUGCUCAAGUGUUGUCUUUCCUGGCAGCUUUUGGGUGCCUCAUCAUGGCUCUACCAGCCAUACUCAUUGGGGCCAUAGGAGCAUCAACAGACUGGAACCAGACUACAUACAGGCCUCCAGAUCCCAAGGGCAACAAGGAAGCAGACAUGAUUUUACCAAUUGUUCUGAAGUAUCUCUGCCCUGUGUACAUUUCUUUCUUUGGUCUUGGUGCAGUUUCUGCUGCUGUUAUGUCAUCAGCAGAUUCUUCAAUCUUGUCAGCUAGUUCCAUGUUUGCCAGGAACAUCUACCAGCUUUCAUUCAGACAAAAUGCAUCAGACAAGGAAAUCAUCUGGGUUAUGCGAAUCACAGUGUUUGUGUUUGGAGCUUCAGCCACAGCCAUGGCCUUACUAACGAAGACCGUGUAUGGGCUCUGGUACCUCAGCUCAGACCUCGUUUACAUCAUCAUCUUCCCACAGCUGCUCUGUGUGCUCUUCGUCAAGGGAACCAAUACAUAUGGGGCCGUGGCAGGUUAUGUGUCUGGCCUUUUCUUGAGAAUAACCGGAGGGGAGCCGUAUCUGUACCUACAGCCCUUGAUCUUUUACCCUGGUUAUUACUCUGAUAAGAAUGGCAUUUAUAAUCAGAGAUUCCCAUUUAAAACCCUUGCCAUGGUUACCUCAUUCUUAUCCAACAUUUGCAUCUCCUAUCUAGCCAAAUACCUAUUUGAAAGUGGAAAGUUGCCACCCAAAUUAGAUGUAUUUGAUGCUGUUGUCGCAAGGCACAGUGAAGAAAACAUGGAUAAGACAGUUCUGGUCAAAAAUGAAAAUAUUAAAUUGGAUGAACUUGCACCUGUGAAGCCCCGACAGAGCCUAACUCUCAGCUCCACUUUUACCAAUAAGGAGGCCUUUGUCGACGUCGACUCCAGCCCAGAAGGAUCGGGGACUGAAGAUAACUUGUAAUGACCCCAUCCAAAUAAAAUACUGUUUUCAUGAACAGAGUGCCAAUAGCAGGCUAGUCCAGGAAGGAUGGGUGGCAGCAUAUAAAAAAAUAUACUUUAAGAACAAACAGCAUUCAGGAGGUCAAAAAUCCAUAUAAAAGUGCAAUUGCACAAAUGCAAGUCAAGCUACAAGGAAGCAUCUGUGAAAGCAACAGCUUGCAUCGAUAUUUCUCAUCCCCAUUUGAUUCUGACUCUAGUUAGUUUUGUUAAGUAUUCAAAAUCGAAUUAAGCCCUACUCGAAGAACAGAGGGCCAAACAGAGUAUUUAUCUUUAUUCUGAAAAAAAGAAGUAGAUACAAAAGAGCAAAGGAAAUCAGGUGAACUUGAUCCAGACCUUGUCCACUAACAUGCUAGUGGGUUUAGUUUAUUGUCAUUAGUGAAUCAGGAGAGGAACUGGCCAUCACUCCAAUGAAUGGUGCAACAAAUUAACCAGUGAUUAUCCUGAUGUGUUGAUUAAUCCCUUCUUUCAUGUCCUUAACUAGAAUGUUUGCUGAAUAUGCAAUUCAUUUCCCUUUUUGUAGUGGCACGACAUAUUACUCUGAGCACAGACAAAACAAACACACACAACAUAUUGUGUUGUGGCAUUUCUUUAGGUACAAGGUAAUAGGAAAAUCGAAUCCAUCUUGUAGAGAAGCACUGGUUCAUUUGAGUGUAUCUAAGAGCUACCAUAUGCAUUGAGACACGUUCCUAGAGGGUGGAAGGCAUGAUUAUUAGGCAACCUUAAAGCAAUAAAUCAAGAAUGCCAUCAAGCAGAAGGUGAUAGGAAAACGAGUGGAUUUUUACCUUCAUCUGAGGUUUAUGUAGUUUUGUUUCAUGAUAAAAGUAGUAAUGUUGUGGUUUCCUAUCUAAAUUAGUAUUGGAAGGGAAAUUGAGUCAUAUGUAAGGUGAGGUAGCAGCAUAGCACCAGUUAAGAUUAAUGAGGCAUGAACAGCACCUCUUGAUAAAACUAGAAAAACAAAACCCUCUCAACUUUGGACAUUCAUUAAUGAAGAUGAUUUAGUGUCAAGACAGUAACUCUGUGGCACUUAAUGCAAAGCCAAUCUUAGGUACUAGACAAAUCACCACUACAGAGAGUAGAUACUGAAUUUUAAAAUGCAGAAGAAAGCAGAAGUAAAAAUAUGUACUAAAGGGAAAAAGCCAUCAAUUUUAACAUUUGGCAUCCACAUAACUUUCAUGAGAUGGUCAUUAAAUAUUAUUUUACUUCUUUUCUGGAGUUAAAAAAUACGUGUGUGUAUAUAUAUAUAUAUACAUUUAUAUGUAUAUAUAUGUGUAUAUAUAUGUAUAUAGCAGGGAUGAGGCAUAUAUAUUUGCAAUGAUUUGUAUCCAUUUUAGAAUUUUAAAUGCUUUCCCAGUAGUCACAUUGUAGAAAUAACAAGGGCUGUGUCUAUAAAAACAGAGUGAAUUGAUAAGCUAAAUUAUCUGAGCAUUUGAUCCAAUAAGGAAAGGCAACAUGACUUAUUUAAACUAAAGCACUUUGUCCAAAAACACUUGUUUUGCAAUUUGUAGACAAAAUGAAGUUAAUUCAGUGUUCAACAUUAAGCAUAAAAGAUGUGUUCAAGAAGCUAGAAUUCCUUUUAAAAAAUUUUCAAUUGUCUACAAGCAUCAAAUAAUACGUCUCCUUUGUCAUUAAACAUGAGUUAGAUUCAUCAGGUAAUUUAUUUAUUUAUUUUAUCAGAUAAUUUUUAAAAUAUGAAUUAAAUAUUUUACAUGUUGAAAUGUCCCAUAUUUUAAUGCUUUAUCAGAGCUUGAUGGAGAAUAUGAUGUCACAUUCAGAGUCUUUAUAGAACAUCAUCCAUACUUGAUAAUAAUGAGAAUAAUAAUAAUAAUGAGAAUUCUUCUCAUUCAUCAAUUUGCUCAGAAUCUUCUCUAUACCUAGUAUACAAUGAAGGACUUGGAAAGAAGCUGUAAGUGUGGGAGUCCCAAGAUUCUAAGACAUGAAUGGAGAGAAGAACCCAGGGCAGGAAGCUCACAAAGACAAAGUGCAGUAAUGGAAACAUUUGGCAUGGAAAAGUGAUUAACUGUUGGGGAUGCAGUUCCUGGCAGAUCUGCUCCUUCAGAUGUGCCAUGCUUUCCAGCACACCGUCUGAAUAACUGUACGUACUCCAUCACUCUGAGUUCUUACUUCAACCUAGUAAGACACCAGAUUCCAUAGAAAACAUCACCUGUGUUGCAAUAGAAUACAACAGGGGCUUAGAGUCUCUUUGAAGAUGUUACAGUUUACAAUUUUACUGGGCAAAAGGUGUCCAUAUAUGUUCAAAUAUGUGCAAUAACUAUGUUUAAGUCCAGUGAAAUGGAAUAAAUAUUAACAGUGAAAAUUUCUUUAAUUCCAUUCAUUAAUAUCUAAUAAUAGAAAGAUAAAGGGAAAAUUUAUCUUGUCUAAGAUAUUAAAAACUAGAUAAAUAAUGUGAAUCAACAAAUAGUGUCCUAUUUUUAUUUCACGUUAUUUCAUACCUACUUUCAAACUAGAUUUAUAAAAAACUAGUUUAGUAUAAAAUCCACUAAUACAUGUAGAUUUUAAAGGACAAAAAAUGUUGAUGAUCAAAAAGAAUGAAAAAAUGAUCACAGGGUCAUUACGCACAUUAUCCCAUUUCCAGGGAAGGAAUACUGUUGUGACACUCAGAAGACAUUGCCUAAUGCUCAUCCCUGCUCUGAUUUGACAUCAUGGGUAAUGCUGGUGGCUUUGUAUUCUUCCCGCUAGUCAGUUGAUUUAAUUUUCAAAAAUCCAUUCUUGAUGAAAAUAAGACAAUGGAAACAUGUGAUACACUGGCUAUAUUAACCUCUGGAGGCAAUACUUGGAUAAAGCAUUAAAAUAAAACAUAUUUUAUUUUCAUACUUCCACAUUAAUUAUAACAUGUUUCUUGGGUAAUUUAAAAUUUUUUCCCACACAUAUUUUCCAAAACAUCAAGCUUGUAGCUGAACUGAAAAGUCAUCAGGCUUUCAAGUUCUCAGUGUCAAAAUUCAACUUUGUUGCUACAGUUAAAAAUAAUGAAUUUUAUGUGAAUGUGAAAUGAAUGUAAGCUUGAAAUAAGUGAAUCUAAUGUAAUGGCUAUUAGCAUUUUUCAUUUGGAAAUAAUGAACUGACAUUGUUUUUUAAACAUAAAGUGUGACUUUUUCUUCUUAGUUUCUGAGAAAAUUUACUCCGGCAUCAUGUGUAAUUUGUUGUAAGUUUGCUAUUGAAUGGACAGAUACAUAUAAUGGUUCUAAACAUAUAUUUUUGUCUGUCAAAAUAUUAUAUAAACUAUGCUUAAAAUAAGUAGAUUUGCAGCUCUAAUAUGUGUAAAUGUUUUCAAUGUAAUGGUAUUGUAUUAAAUUGUGCUGGUGCAAUUCAGGA